Prunus mume (Japanese apricot) is the source of this 4596-nucleotide messenger RNA. Lineage: Eukaryota; Viridiplantae; Streptophyta; Magnoliopsida; Rosales; Rosaceae. The record is from RefSeq and is a predicted model, not a curated record.
UGUUUCGUUUUUGUUUGUCUUUCUCUUGUCUCGUGGUGCGCUCGCGUCCCCCGACUAUUGGCGAAAACUUCAAAAUUCCAUUUUUGUCCUUCUUCCUCGUCCUCUCUCUCUCUCUCUCAGGCAUAUUAAGAUUAUAGCCGGUGCUAAUUUAAUGGCUGCUGCUAAACCCUAGCCGCAAUUUACUGUAAAAACGAUAAACAUGGCCAGGACCUAUUUCAGGUCAUGAUGGUCAUUUUUUUGGGUUUCAGAGUUUUGAUUGGGAUGGAUCAGUGUUGGAAUCAUAAUUGGCUUUCUAUUAGGCAUAUUGAAGUUUGAAUAAAUUUUUCCUGUGCUGUGGAUAGUAUUGGGCAUAUAUUGCUCAUCCUUGUCCAGAAUGGCAGAGGACAGCCAACGGAUUGGUGGGUUUUCUUCUGGUCUGGCCGUGAUAUUGAAUGACGAGGAUAGUAAAGAGAAUUCGUCAAAAACCCAUCUUGUUUCAUACUGUGAUGAUUUUGGCCAUCAAUCAGUGGAGCGGACCUUAGAAUAUGUUCUUGGUCUCCCUAACAAAUCUUUUGGUUUGUUGCCCAGUCCAAUUGAUAGCAAUCUAGUUCGCUGCAUUAUACAGAAAGAAUUCUCUAAAUUGCAUGCCAAUUCAAGUGCUUUGGUUAGAAACAGAGAUGGAGUUUAUAUUCCUGGGAAUGGCUGUGGUCCCCACAUUGUUGGUCUUGAUGAAUUCAGUAUUCGUGGUGAUAUUAGACCUAUUAAGCCACCUUUGCUUGUAGAGAGCUUAGCAAUGUUCAGCAGUGCCAGAGCUAAUGCUUUUGUGUGGAAAGGUAAAUGGAUGUAUGAAGUUAUUCUAGAAACUUCAGGUAUUCAGCAACUUGGAUGGGCAACCAUUUCUUGCCCUUUUACUGACCAUAAGGGUGUAGGUGAUGCUGCUGAUUCGUAUGCAUUUGAUGGGAGGAGGGUUAGAAAAUGGAACAAGGAAGCUGAGCCAUAUGGUCAAUCUUGGGUUGUUGGUGAUGCCAUUGGCUGCUGCAUAGAUUUGGAUUGUAAUGAAAUAUCAUUCUACAGAAAUGGUGUCUCACUUGGGGCUGCAUUUCAUGGCAUUCGUAAGAUGGGACCAGUAUCUGGAUAUUAUCCUGCAAUUUCUCUUUCUCAGGGUGAACGAUGUGAAUUAAAUUUUGGGGCCCGCCCCUUUAGAUUUCCCAUUGAAGGCUACCUUCCCCUUCAAGAACCUCCAUCCUUAAUUCCGGUUGCUACUCAGUUGCUGUGUUGCUUGUCAAGGCUAUUGGGUAUGCACUCUGUUGACCAGGCAAAGCAUUCUUCUGUUCAAAAAUGGAGGCGACUGAAGAGGUUUGUUUCACAUGAAGAACUUUUUUAUCCUGCUUCUCAUGGGAUAUGUGAGGAAUUUUUUUCUGUACUUGGAGUAGAUGUUUGGAGCAUAGAGUACAUUGCCUGGGGUCCAUUUCUGUCAUUCAUGAUGGAAGUGUUUGGGCAGCAGGUGCCCCAUGAUUAUUCAAGCUUAGAUAGAGUUCUUGAUGUCUUUCUGGAAUUUGAAGGAUCACAUUUGCUGUUUGAACAUUUCAUAAAUGCCCUGGCUUGUGGUUGCAAAAUAGCUCCACUGGUUCUAAAAGAGUGCCCAUGUUCAGGGUCAUACCCAUACCUCGUGUUGGCAUGCCAUAUCUUGAGACGACAAGAGCUUAUGGUGCUUUGGUGGAAAUCGCCUGAUUUUGAAUUCCUUUUUGAAGGGUUCCUAUCACGGAAGAAUCCGAAUAAGCAUGAUCUUGAAUCCAUGAUGCCUUCUGUUUCGUGGCCUGGUUCAUGUGAGGAUGUGUCAUAUGAAAGCACCAUGGUGUUGACAACUAAAGCUUUAUCUGAAGCAGUCAGUAAGAUUGAGGAGAAGCAUAGGGAUCUCUGUCGCUUGGUCAUACAGUUCAUACCACCUGUGACACCUCCCCAGUUGCCUGGUUCAGUGUUCAGAACAUUUUUACAGAACAUUCUACUAAAGAACAGAGGAGCUGACCGGAACCUUCCACCUCCUGGAGUUUCAAGCAAUUCCGUUCUUGUUUCUUUGUAUACAGUUAUUCUUCAUUUUCUAUCUGAAGGGUUUGCAAUGGGGGAUAUUUGUGGCUGGUUGAAGAGCAAUGAAAAUGGUCCUGAUGUUGGUUUUCUUCAUAGGGGUGGUCAACGAAGCUUCCCCGUGGGUUUAUUUCUUAGAAAUGAUCCUCAUCGAAAUGACAAUUCUAGGCUUGGAGGAUCGUUUAGUCAUCUCUCGAAGUCAAACCCUGUAAAUGAUGAGGAAGCAGAAGUAAUUCGGUGGGAGGAAGGCUGUAUGGAUGAUGAAGAAACCAGAGUGACUCAUUCAAGUACAAAAAAACCAUGUUGUUGCUCAUGUUAUAAUGAUGAUUUUACAAGAAUCUCAAAGUAUCCAAUUAGAUACACAGCCAAAGGUUCUCGUGUCCAUUGCAGUCCUAUUCCAGAGAGAUCUGCUCAUGUUGCUACAGAAUGCAGUACUGGAAAUUUGAAUGAUGAAUUGGCAGAUAAACCUAGCUCUAGUUAUCAAUCUGAAUCUGAGUAUAGUUAUUGCCCAGUGCAGCAAUUGAGGAUUGUACCAAGGGAAAAUAAUAUGUCUUCAGCCACACUCAGAGAAGAAGAACUUCUAGAUGUUCUGUUGCUGUUGUAUCAUAUAGGUCUUGCACCAAAUUUUAAGCAGGCAUCGUACUACAUGUCUCACCAGUCGCAGUCAAUAUCCCUCCUGGAAGAAGCUGAUAAACAAAUAAGAGAAAAAGCUAGUAAUGAGCAAUUAAAGCGUUUGAAAGAAGCCCGCAACGGUUAUAGAGAAGAAGUUAUUGAUUGUGUCAGACAAUGUGCUUGGUACCGUAUUACUCUAAUUUCUCGAUGGAAGCAAAGAGGAAUGUAUGCAACAUGCAUGUGGACUGUCCAGUUGCUUCUGGUUCUUAGCAAAGUGGAUCUACUGUUCCUGUAUAUCCCUGAAUAUUAUCUGGAAGCUCUGGUUGAUUGCUUCCAUGUGUUGCGCAAAAGUGAUCCUCCCUUUGUACCUUCAUCAAUAUUUAUCAAGCAAGGCCUUGCUUCAUUUGUAACUUUUGUGGUCACGCACUUCAAUGAUCCUCGAAUAUCGAGUGCUGAUCUAAGGGACCUGCUUCUCCAAUCGAUCUCAGUCUUGGUACAGUACAAAGAAUAUUUGGCCGGUUUUGAGAGUAAUGAAGCAGCCACACAGAGGAUGCCAAAGGCAUUGCUGUCAGCAUUUGAUAAUAGAUCCUGGAUCCCAGUGACGAACAUUCUUCUGCGUUUGUGCAAGGGGUCUGGCUUUGGUUCUUCAAAGCAUGGAGAGUCGUCAUCAUCUGUUGUCUUCCAGAGAUUGUUAGGGGAAACUUGUGUCAGUGAUGAAGAGUUGUUCUCAGCUUUUCUCAAUCGCCUGUUUAACACUCUCAGCUGGACAAUGACUGAAUUCUCAGUUUCAGUUAGAGAAAUGCAAGAGAAGUACCAGGUAUUAGAGUUCCAGCAAAAGAAAUGCAGUGUCAUAUUUGAUCUUUCAUGCAACCUUGCAAGGGUUUUGGAGUUCUGUACCCAUGCGAUACCUCAAGCAUUUCUAUCUGGAGCUGAAACAAACCUUCGAAGGUUAACUGAGUUAAUAGUCUUUAUUCUGAGCCACAUAACAUCAGCAGAAGAUGCUGAGUUUUUUGACUUGUCGCUGAGAAGACAUGGUCAAUCCUUAGAAAAAGUAAACCGAGGAAUGAUAUUGGCACCUCUUGUUGGUAUUAUCUUGAAUUUGUUAAAUGCUAGUGAACAGAUGGAAUGCAUGGAACACAACGAUGUAGUGAGCAUCUUCGCAAGCAUGGGUUGCCUUGAGAGUUUUCAUUGCAGAUUCCAAUACCUUUUGGAUUACAACUGGGCUGGAACCUUUAGAGGCGAUGCUUAUCUUGUAAAACUUGCCCAGUUAGAAAAUUUUCUUAGCCUCCUUAGCCAGAGCCAAUCACAAGAAAAUACGAUAUACAGGGGAGAAACAGAUGGGAAUGAUGACAUGUGCUGCAUUUGUUAUGCUUGUGAGGCAGAUGCCAAGUUUUCACCUUGUUCGCAUAGGUCUUGUUAUGGCUGCAUAACGAGGCAUCUUUUGAAUUCCCACAGAUGCUUUUUUUGCAAUGCAACAGUCGUGGAUGUCGUCCGGAUUAGUGAGAAGAGUUGAUAACUUUGCUUUUUAGUUUGUUCCUUUUAGUUUGGGUUCUUGUCUCCUUGUAUUUAUCCUUGAGCUGGUCAGCAACUGAUCACUCACUGCUGCUCAAGUGUCAGCCACAGAGAAUUGCGAAAAUGGCAGAGCACAAAAAGGAAAAAAAAGUAGAAGGGAGGGAAGGAGGAAAGAAAAGAUAAUUUACUUCCAAUUUCUGCAUUUAGAUUUAUAUAAUUAUACAGUGUACAUAAUCGAUCUACAAUGUUACAGUCUUGGGUUGUGGAAAAGACUUCAGUGGUGGAUCGUCCUGACAAACGGUUAUUUCAGAUAGACGACUCGGCGAUUCUACCCUUCUUUUUUGUAGAGGGAGUUAGAGGGCAUUAUUCUGUAAAUAUGAGAUGUAAAUGGAAAGGAAAAUCUUUUGGCUC